AUGGCACCGAGGCCAUCGGACCCACCUCCGCCACCAACAUUUGACGCUCGCCUCUUUGAGCCGCCAACAUGGGCGACUGAUGGCUUCCAUGCUUCACGUGCGAGACAGACUGGGGAAGCAUCGUCAUCUCGUGAACCAGUGCAGGCAGACGCGCACGACCACGACCAUGACCACGCUCACGCCCACGACCACGACCACGACAAUGCUGAAGAAGCCCCCGAGGAGCUGCCUACUGCCUUUGAUCUCGGUGUCGAGGUUGAUGACAGUGACACUUUGCAGUUUACUACGACAGAAUUGAAGAACCUCCUCGCUCGGGCUGCGGCACUCAAGGACGAAGGAAACAAGCGCUUCGUAGCCAGACCUCAACAACUAGACGAUGCUCGUGACUCGUAUCUCGCAGCUCUCGAUAAUCUCCCUUCCAUGGCAUUGGUCCCGAAGUAUAAGCCCAGAGCUCCUAAAGUCAGUGGUAUUCAAGAAGUCACCGACGAAGAAGCAGAGGCAAUCGAGUCGGAACGUCUUCAUCCAGAAGAUCAAGAGCGCCGAUCGGUGGAGGACGACAUCCGCGACUGUAUGAAGGCGGUGUGGGGCAACCUUGGCGCCGUUUACCUUGCCAAAAAAGAGUACAAAGCUGUUGUUGACGCUUGUACCAAAGCACUUGAGAUUGACCUCCAUUAUACCAAGGCACUUCAUCGCCGAGCAUCGGCCAAUGAAGAGAUUGGUUCAUGGUCAUCACUCACGUCGGCCCAAGAAGGUGAGCUUUACAAGACAAAAGCAGAGCCUCAUACACCAACAGAUUAUACCAUGUUGCUAUCCCUGAUAUCCAAGUCCUCGCCCCAAUUGCCCGCCAUUCGUCGCACUCUCAGCACUCUUCCUCGACGAAUUUCAGCGCAGCAAGAAAAGGAAAAGGACGAAAUGAUGGACAAGCUAAAGGAGCUUGGCAACGGCAUCCUUGGCAAGUUUGGUCUGAGCACCGAUAUGUUCAAAUUCGACGAACAGGCUGGCGGUGGUUAUAACCUCCGCUUCCAAAAGUAG
Molecule: messenger RNA, 1032 nt
Organism: Apiotrichum porosum
Lineage: Eukaryota; Fungi; Basidiomycota; Tremellomycetes; Trichosporonales; Trichosporonaceae
Exons: 4
Coding region: 1-1032 (343 amino acids)
Molecular function (GO): protein binding
Source: RefSeq, a predicted model, not a curated record